AAAUCAGAGGAAAAAGAAACGCAAUUUUUAUGCUUGCUCGAUAUUCUUUGUGAACGUUUUACAGUUUUUUUUUGUUGCAACAGUUAAUGCAUAAUGUAAGCCAAAGUAUUUUUCUAUUUCGCGUACAAGUGCUUAGUUUUCACUGUUAACGUAUCAAAGCACGUCAUCUUGUCAUGGCCGUUCUAGUCAAAUUAUGUACGCAUUGGAGUGCCAAACGUUUUUUAUGGCUUGUGACAAUAAUCUUCGUAUUAGUAACCCUCUGUUGGUAUAUGACCGUUCCGCCAACAGCUGAGACAGGACAGCGUAAAAUUGAUUGUUCACAAACUUCUAGUAACCCCGAAGCUGUCAACAGUAUGGACUUGGAUGACAUGGAAACGGAACAAAUAGGCAGCUAUGUUCCACUUUUUAAAAGCAAGAUAGUCCACUUGGAUCUAAAGGGAGCACCUCCCAAGCCAGCAUACUUUGAAGAAAUUUUUCCACUGCUAGCCAAACUUGGGGCCACUGGCAUUUUGAUGGAAUAUGAAGAUAUGUUUCCUUACGCUGGUCUUUCCCUGGAAAAUACUCCUGCUCACAAUGCAUACACCCCUGCAGCUGUCACCCAAAUCAAUCAGUUGGCGAAAGAAAAUCACCUGGAGAUCAUCCCACUCAUCCAAACAUUUGGGCACCUGGAGUUCCUUUUAAAACUUCCAGAACACUUGCAUCUACGAGAAGUACCAGAUCAGCCUCAGGCUAUUUGCCCUACUCAAAACGAGACUUUGCCUUUAUUGUUCCAAAUGUUGCAACAAGUUGCCAAAUUGCACCCAGAAUCGAAAAGGAUCCACAUUGGGGCCGAUGAGGUCUACUUCAUUGGCAGAUGUAACGCUUGCCAGGAGCGUAUGAACACCAAACUCUGGUCUACUUCAGAUCUCUUCAUAGAUCACGUCUCAGCAGUGGCGAAAUUUGUCAACGACAAGUUAGGAAUGCGGCCCAUGAUGUGGGACGAUGAAUUCCGCUCCUUCUCCGAAUCCCAACUGGUUCAAUCGGGCAUCGGCAAGUUGGUGGAUAUUGUCGUCUGGAACUACAAGCCAAGUCUCGAGCUGGACCGUGAAAUUUGGACCAAAUACUUGAACGUUUUCGACAACAUCUGGGCAGCUAGCGCAUUCAAAGGGGCCACUGGCUCGAAUCAACAAAUCACCAGCGUGCGAUAUCACGUCGAGAACCACCGGGCCUGGUUACGCCUCAUCGAUGAGUAUAAAGACACGGCUUUUAUCAGCAAAUUUAAAGGCAUCAUGCUGACGGGCUGGUCUAGGUACGAUCACUUUGCAGUCUUGUGUGAACUACUGCCGGCAGCAUUCCCCUCGCUCGCUGUGGAUCUACUCCUCCUACAGUACGGAGAAAAUCACCUGCAUUUCAUCGACCAAGAAGCUGUGAAAUAUCUUGGUUGUUCUGGCAGUUUUGUUUUCCAAUUGUCACAAGAAACCUACUACCCCAGUUGCAAUUUCCCUGGUUGGGAAGUGCUUAGCGUCAUCCAAAACUAUGGCCAGGUAAUGGAGCAGUACGCUAAAGUGCUCAACAAUUCCGUGGUACGUGGUUGGUUGACCGACUACAAUUUGGCCAAGCAAUUUUCCAGCCCAACUCACCUGUCUGGCAUCGGCACUGAGCUCAGCUACUUACAGACCAGUUUCGAUUCGCUGAGGCGAGAAUCGGAGUCGUCCUUCGACGCCGUGUACGACACCAACACGGCCAAGGAGUGGUUUGAAACGCACGUUAAACCAAUGGCAGAUCGGGUCAACGAGCUCCUUAUGGCAAUCGAGACGCUUCGGACCAAAAACGUUUGGCCUCGAAGACCUCUGUGAAAAUCGGCUCUACCCUCCCGAAUCAAUUACUCAACAGGCUAGUUGGUUGUUUUUAAUUUUUCCACAGUAUUUCCUCCUUUCUCUACUCGUUUAUCCUUUACAAUUUGUACUAUAUUAUUAUAACCUAUUGGAAGUAUUCUUAUUCAUCAACGUCCAAAUUUGAUACCGUGUUUUUUUGUAUUAAUUCCUUUUUCUUUUGAUGUUUUGACUAGCUUUUCGAUUACACGUGUCAAUCUACCCGUU
Molecule: messenger RNA, 2078 nt
Organism: Daphnia pulex (common water flea)
Lineage: Eukaryota; Metazoa; Arthropoda; Branchiopoda; Diplostraca; Daphniidae
Product: hexosaminidase D-like
Exons: 4
Coding region: 174-1835 (553 amino acids)
Biological process (GO): carbohydrate metabolic process
Molecular function (GO): hexosaminidase activity
Source: RefSeq, a predicted model, not a curated record